Molecule: messenger RNA, 1768 nt
Organism: Heteronotia binoei (common prickly gecko)
Lineage: Eukaryota; Metazoa; Chordata; Lepidosauria; Squamata; Gekkonidae
Product: cholinesterase-like
Exons: 3
Coding region: 13-1668 (551 amino acids)
Biological process (GO): choline metabolic process; acetylcholine catabolic process
Cellular component (GO): plasma membrane
Molecular function (GO): acetylcholinesterase activity
Source: RefSeq, a predicted model, not a curated record
CCAGCUGCUGAAAUGCCCAAUCUCUGUCUUUCAUUCUUGUGGCUCCUCCUCCUUUCCCCACUGGCCUCCAACUAUGCCUCUGAAGAAGAUGACACUGUUGUGGUCACCAGCAGUGGCCCUAUCAAAGGCAGACAUAUCCAGGUUGGCUCUGGCACCCUGACUGCUUAUCUGGGGAUCCCCUAUGCAGAACCUCCUGUGGGGAAAUUGCGUUUUCAGAAGCCCCUUCCUCAUCAGCCUUGGAGUCAAGUUUUGGAGGCUACCAGCUUUGGCAAUUCCUGCUCCCAGUUCCUUGUUCAUGACAUCCCCCAUGCUUCAAUGUGGGCUGUCAAUCCACCCCUGUCAGAGGACUGUCUCUUUCUGAAUAUCUGGGUGCCCCAUCCAAGGCCUCCUACCCCAGUCCCUGUCCUUGUCUGGAUACAUGGUGGAGGGUAUAUCACUGGCUCAUCUUCUCUGGAUCUGUAUAAUGGGGCAUCGUUAGCUGCUGAGGAGAAUCUCAUAGUGGUCUCCUUGAAUUACCGCUUGGGGGCGCUGGGUUUCCUUUCAUUACCACCAGGUGCCCCAGGUAAUGCUGGCCUCUGGGACCAACAGCUGGCACUGAAAUGGGUGAAAGAGAAUGCAGCCACCUUUGGAGGAGAUCCCAGUCGGGUGACCAUUUCAGGACACAGUGCUGGAGGAGCCUUGGUGGGUUUCCAUCUUCUCUCUCCAGGAAGCCAGCCUCUUUUUGCCCGGGCUGUGAUGCAAAGUGGAACUGUGAAUGCUGUCUGGGCUUGGAUGAGUCCUGAGGAGGCCAAACAGAAUGCUUUUGCUUUGGCCCAGGCACUGGGCUGUACUCAAGAUAAAGGCACAGAUGUGGUAGCAUGCCUACAGAGAAAGGAUGUAGCGGGUUUCACGCAGUAUGAGUUAUCUGUACUGAACAGCACAAUGCUUCUGGACAUUCCUUUCACACCCAUCACUGAUGGAGAGUUCCUCCCUGAGGACCCGCAGAAGCUGCUGGAGACUGGGCGCAUUCCAAAUAUACCAGUUCUAAUUGGCACCACUUCCGACGAAGGGGCUAUGCUUGUGAUUGACCGUUUUCCAGAUGCCAAAGAUGGGCUAUUAACUUGGGAGCAGCUGCUGGAGGGUGUGAAGAGGACGGUACGAAGGGCCUCAGAAGAAGUUGUCCAGACUGUGGCACAGAAAUACAGUGAAGAGGAUCAUGGCCCCUCAUCCCACCGCAGGGCCAUGGUGCAGUCCAGUGGUGAUUACUUCUUUGUAUGCCCCUUAGCAGAAAUUGCUGCAAAGCUGACCGAAGCUGGGAGUCCUGUGCAUGUGUACUUCUUUUCACAGCACACUUCAGGUUCCGUUUGGCCUGAGUGGACUGGAGGAAUCCACGGUGCUGAAGUACCUUACUUAUUUGGCACUUUUAAGAUGAUCCUGGCUGCCAACCAAACAUACACAGAGGAGGAGGCUGCGUUAAGUCGCCGGGUGAAGCUAUACUGGGCGGAGUUUGCUAGACAUGGGAAUCCUAAUGGGAUAACCGCCGAUGAGGUUCAGUGGCAACUCUACAAUGCCACAGAGCAGAACUUCUUCCUCCUUAGCACACAACCAUCCCAAACUCUACAGAAAUCACCUGCCCAACAUUGUGGCUUCUGGAAGCAGGUUUUGAAUGUUGUGCAGUCAAGUAACUGAUGGACUUCCUGCUCCUUAAGGACACGCCUAGCUGGUUCCAAGAAGCCUGGAAAAGCACAGGAGAAUAUUCCAUGCUGAGUAAUAAAGAUCCAUUUAUUGU